Carassius carassius (crucian carp) is the source of this 2729-nucleotide messenger RNA. Its product is annotated as 45 kDa calcium-binding protein. Gene Ontology annotation, biological process: calcium-ion regulated exocytosis. Gene Ontology annotation, molecular function: calcium ion binding. Lineage: Eukaryota; Metazoa; Chordata; Actinopteri; Cypriniformes; Cyprinidae. Gene Ontology annotation, cellular component: endoplasmic reticulum. The record is from RefSeq and is a predicted model, not a curated record. The coding region runs from base 351 to 1421 and encodes 356 amino acids. The transcript has 7 exons.
CUCAGGUUACAAGAGAAGAAGACACGCGAUCUCGACAACGACAUAGCAAUGUUUCUUUGCUCACCGCCUUCCUGUUGUACGUCCUCGUGAAUUCUUGCGGUCAUCGGACUGUCCUGUAUGUGUUUGCGUGUUAUCUGAGUCCAGAGAGGGAGGACGUCUCGUUCAGGGCCAUAAACCGCUCCAGAGAGCAGCGUUUGAUCUCGAGUGGCGACGUGUACAGGAACUGCGUGAUGAGCUGCACAUAAACAGACCGCUCAAGCUGCUUUAAAUACAGCAGGUCACCGGGGGCUGUUCAUUCAUCUGAUAUUUUACUUUAGGAAAGGAUCGUUCAAGCGCACAGCAGUAAAACCAUGUUUAACCAGAGAAGAUCUCAGCCUGGAUGCCUGUGCGCCUCAGCUUUGGCAGUAUUUGCGAUUUUGGCUUUGAAUGUUCAGGCCAGGCCAGCAAAUAUAUCAGCGUUAAAAGACAAACACCCCAACAGCAAAGAGGACAAUGAGAUCCUUCCACCUGACCAUCUGAACGGUCUGAAGAUGGAAAUGGACGGUCACCUCAAUAAAGACUUUCAUCAGGAGGUGUUUCUGGGGAAGGAGAUGGAGGAAUUUGAGGAGGACUCGGAGCCCAGGAGGAACAGGAAGAAACUUAUUGAAAUCUUCACCAAGGUGGAUAUUAAUAAAGACAGGAGUGUCAGUGCUAAAGAAAUGCAGCGUUGGAUAAUGGAGAAGACGGAAGAACAUUUUCAGGAGGCUGUUAAAGAAAAUAAGCUCAGUUUUCUUGCUGUGGACCCUGAUGGGGAUGGACAUGUUACUUGGGAUGAAUACCGUGUGAAGUUUUUGGCCAGCAAAGGUUUUAAUGAAAAAGAAGUAGCUGUUAAGAUAAAAAACCAUGAAGAACUGAAAGUGGAUGAAGAAACUCAGGAGGUUUUGGAGAGCUUGAAGGAUCGCUGGUUCCAGGCAGAUAACCCUCCAGCUGACCAGCUGCUGAAUGAAGAGGAGUUCCUCUCGUUCCUGCAUCCAGAGCACAGCAGAGGCAUGCUGAGAUACAUGGUCAAGGAGAUCGUCCGAGAUCUUGAUCAAGAUGGAAAUGGAAAGUUGACUCUUGCUGAAUUUAUCUCCCUCCCCAUGGGAACUGUGGAGAAUCAGCAGGCACAAGACAUCGAUGACGAUUGGGUUCGUGAAAGGAAGAAGGAGUUUGAAGAAGUCAUUGACUCGAACCAUGAUAUGAUUGUAACCAUGGAGGAGCUGGAGGAAUACAUGGAUCCUAUGAAUGAGUACAAUGCCCUGAAUGAAGCCAAGCAGAUGAUUGCUGUGGCAGAUGAGAACCAAAACCACAACCUGGAACUAGAGGAGAUCCUUAAAUACAGCGAGUACUUCACUGGCAGCAAACUCAUGGACUAUGCCCGUAACGUGCAUGAGGAGUUCUAAGACGGUCUCCUCAAGUCUUUAUGAAUAAGAAGAGCAUGUAUAUAUCCCUAAAGUGUCACAAGGAUGAUCAUUGCUUGCUUCCCAGACUGCGAUCAACAAGUGCAUUCGGACAUGUUUGUAAAUGUACAACUUCAUGCCACAAAACCCUCUCUAAUGUUGCAAUGUUCAGCUAUGACACAUUAUUAGGACUUUGCCUUCAUAAUGUCAUAAACGUGAUUUCCAUUUCAGUCCCAUAAAGUUCCAUAUAAAUAAUUUUAGACAGUGCUACUUUCAUCAAGUUUUUGAGUGUUGGUAAUUGAGAAAUGUCUGUAUAUGAGGAAUUUGUGAGGGGAAAGACUCUUUUCCACACGAAGUUGAAAUCUAUAUAUAUAUGUAAAUAAUGCAGUUGUUUGAAGUGCCAUAAUAUAUAAAUGCAUUCACAUUUUGGGUGGGUUGCUAUUGACAGGCUUUGAGCUUCCUGAAAAGUGUAAUUGCCAAAGAUGACGAGCCAGCAAAAUGAUUUAGGGUUGUAGUUUUGUGAAAACUAUCAUACAGGCCUAUAUCUAGCACUUUUAUUUGAGAUCUCAUCAUUAAAUGCUAAAAUGCAUUGGAAAUAGUCUAUUUAAGAUAUCAUAAUUGAGUUCUAAUUAAUCCGACCAGAUGUGACCUAUUUGCACACUGAACUGUUUAUAAGAAAGUAGUCAUAAUUGUAUAUAGCCUGCAUAUUUUUAUUACUUUUAAGAAUUCAGUUCACCCUGUUACCUCAGCAGUCUCCUUCAGUCAGAUGUUAGUAUAAUAGAGCAUAUUAUUCCUGACAUUUGUAUUGAUAUUGAUGUUUCUCCAUUGACAUCUCUAUUGUAAGAAGUCAUUCAAAAUGAUUCAAUUUAAACAUAAGAUAAAUGCUUUGAGAGGAUUUAUAUUAUUAGGAACUAUAAGUCACCCUUUUUAAAAUGCUAUUAAAAAUGGAAGGAACGAUAUUUAUUUUCUGGAUUUGAGUAAUUGGAUUUAAAUACAGAUUUGCCUUAAAAAGAUUAAGCUAAUGUGUCUAUUGAUUGUGUGUGUGUAGAUAUUUGAGCUCUAGUUUUGGUGGUAAUCAUUUUUGAGCAUGCUUUGGUAAUCAUUUAAGAUAUACAAUUUACGUUUUUCUGUACGAAUUGUAACUCUGGCCUUUUGGAAAUUUUUUUGUUCUUGAUUUUUAAUGUGUGUUUACUGUAUGUUAGAAUAUGACCUGCUAAUUUGUUCACAAUUAUCUUUGUUCAUUGACUGAUCAUGUAUUACAUUCAUCCUGUGGAAAUUAAAGUAAAUGCUUAAAGUAAAAAAAAAAAAAAA